Linum trigynum is the source of this 7242-nucleotide messenger RNA. The record is from the annotation of a GenBank genome assembly. NCBI's taxonomy places the organism in Eukaryota, Viridiplantae, Streptophyta, Magnoliopsida, Malpighiales, Linaceae.
CAGUCAGGUUAGUUUGUUUGGUUUGUCCGUUUAGAAUUGGGUUUGUAACCUAUACUCUCCUCAAAUUAGUGAAAUUUGUCCCCCCUGCCCGUGGAUUAGCUAGCACACAUUGUGUUAGUGAACCACGUUAAAUUUGUGUUCGUUCGUGUUGGUUUGGAUUAUCGAAUGUCACGCUUCUGUUGUGACAAGUGGUAUCAGAGCCUGGUCGAUCGGCUGGGCAAUCGGCUAGGGAUUUUGGUAACUGCUGCGGUAUCAGGGGGCAGUCUUCGAUUUGGUUGGCGGAGAAGCCUUUAGUUUUUCUUCCUCCAAAUUUGGUUUGCGGUGGUUCGUGGUCUUUUGUCCCAAUUUGGAUUUGUGCGGGGGUCGAUCUGAGGAAAUUUGAAUUUGGUGUUGGUGCUAAUUGGCGUUGGAAUCUUUGUCGGUUGAUUUGAGUUUGAAGUCACAAGUCACUGUUUGCGUUGGUCGUGUAGCAUCGGAGCGCUCUGCCGCUAUCUGGUUUGGAGUUGGAAGUAAAUCUGAUGUUGGUGUUAUCGAUGGAAAUAACACCAAGUUGAUUAUGCAUGGCAAGUCCCAACAUGGGUUGGACUUGCUGCAUGUUUUGAUUUGUUGAUCGCCCUUAGGGGCAUUUGGAGGCAGGGGAGAUUCUGGUACAACUGAUUUGGAGAAGUUCGGUACGUCUGACAAUUUUGAUUGCAUCUAAGUUUGGCGAUUUGCAUCGCGUUUGGUCUGGCGAUAUGAAUCGCAUUUGGAUAUGUCUGGCAAUCUUGAUUGCGUUUGAGUUUGGCGGUUUCGAUCGCAUUUGGAUACGUCUGGCGAUAUGUAUCGCGUCUGGUACAUCUGGAAACUUUGGUUGCGUCUGGGUACAUUUGGCAACUUUGGUUGCGUUUGGUACAUCUGGUAUUUGACAGAGAAUUCAAGUCAAGGUGGAGAUUGUUAGAAUAUGACUUGAAUUUGAUUUGGGUUUGUUUUGUGUUUUGGGCCUAUUUUGUUUGGGUUUGUGUUUGGGCUUUGUUUGACCUUUUCCUUGUAUGUUUGGGAAAAGGUGUUUGGUUUUCUGUUUGGGAUUAGGAGAAGAGUUCUAUAAAUACUCUUCAUCACCCUAGUCUGUAGUAAGGUCAGUCAGGUUAGUUUGUUUGGUUUGUCCGUUUGGAAUUUGGUUUGUAACCUGUACUCUCCUCAAAUUAGUGAAAUUUGUCCCCCCUGCCCGUGGAUUAGCUAGCACACAUUGUGUUAGUGAACCACAUUAAAUUUGUGUUCGUUUGUGUUGGUUUGGAUUAUCGAUUGCGACGCUUCUGUGAGCUUCUGAACUAGCACACAUCAUAGAGUAGCAGACCUUUCAAGAUUUACUAGAAUCAAUACCUACGUCGGCUACGCAACGUCGUAGGAACUAAAGCUGCACUUGCAUGAUUGUAUGGUGGUUAAUUAAGGUAACGGUAAAUUAAGGGUCAUUAUGUUAUUGGCAACGGUGUGUGUUUAAAAGUUUUGAAAGUGUGUGCAGGAAACAUUUGUAUCCUGAGUUUCAUAAUUAAUCAACAUAGGAAUAGCCCGCGAGACAACGACAGGUGAGGCUAGAGCUAUAGAAAUUUAAGACCGCCAAAGUGUUGUGUGCCAUCAUAUUCUAAUGAACUCAUGAUUAAGGGCAGAAAAGAUAUAGACAACAUUAAGUAACAAUAUUUCUAUUAUUCUAACGAAUACCUUAAUAAUAAGCAUAAUCUAAGAGUUUCUUACCAAAUCCAAUUUAUUGACAUAAUUCUCUUUAGGAGAUACGAACUAUAGGCUACGUGUAAGAGUUUUCUACCGAAACCUUAUAAAUCUCUACUUAUGUUCAUUUGUCUUCAUUUUCCCCCCAAAUUGAGCAAAAUAAACUUUUAGUUUUACAUCUUCACGUUCAACCUUGGAUUUAUUCGGUUAUUCUUUAUUUGGAUUGUCCUUCCAUCCGCAAGGUUCACCUUCCUACUGAACUCCUUGGCUUGCAUAUAUUCAUAACGAAUAUAAUGAGAAAUGAUAUACAAAAAGCAAGAACCAUAUGUUCCGAAUGAUUCAUACACAAACAGUUGGUGGUUCUUAGUUUGAAAUUGGCUAUCUUCCAUUAAAAGAAAAUGGACCAAUAUAAUUAAAUAAAAAUGGUAGACAAACAUCAAUGACAACACUUCCAAUAAGGGUAUGAGUGACACAUCCUUCUACGUCUGCAGAUUGUGUAUAAAUGAAUACAUGUUAUGGGAAUUAUGCUUGAAGGAAGAAGUACGCAAAGCAAGAAUGAGCGCCUUAAUAGAAGGGGAGUCUGUACUAAGCAUCUCCAAGUAUAAAUGAACUCAAAUAUUCCAUUCAAAUAGAACACCUGCAAACUGAAGCAGGUAAGAGUAUACAAUAUUAAAUCCAGAAUUGACAAUAUUAGAAUUUAAACCCCUAUAUGUAGUCCAAUAAUGACAAAUCAAUCAUAUAUAUAGGCCAAGAAAAUCCCAUUUCACACCAGAAGGGUAAAGAAAACAGAGUUGCAACCUCUAGUUUGGUAAGUUCACUUUCUGAUUCUGCAACAACCUGUGAUUCUAAAAUUAUUUACAAUUCACUAUCUAAUCUUACAAUGGCAAGAUCACACUUCACACUAAGCUAAGUAGAAUCCCCCGUGCCAAAGCUAAAAAGUGCCACCUACAAUAACUUCAUCUGUAAUGAGCCACCACCUGUAAUCCCCAACAGUAUAUCCAUUGACUAUGACUAUCCAAGAUGACACUUCACAUCAAAUCAAGCUUCUACUCCCACCACCUGAUCUGACUGCCAACUGAAAAGGCUUUUCAUGUUGAAUAGGACUGCGUUGUUCAAUGGAGUUGCUCUCCAGCUGCAAUUCUGUAGUUUCUUUUAAAUACCGCUCCAUGAACCAUCUUGUUUCCAGCUGUUUUUCGUAAUCUCCUUGACCCUCUCCAUGCAGGAGACUAUCGAUGGUUGCUUGCUUUGCUUCUCGAGAUCUCUACAAAGUAUGGUAAACCAAUAAUGCUGGGUUUUUACAAUCUCUCAUUAGUUCCUUCUAAAUUAAGCAAGUCAGACGACAAUUUAGGUACAAAGUCAUUUGAGAAUUUGCUAUACCCAUCUCCAAAUACCAGUGACAGAGGACUCCCACCGCCCCUAUUAAACAGAUAAGAGAGUAGAGACUUCAGUAUUUAAGUUCAGACUCCAGUCUUAUAGCAGCAGAAAAGGAAAAGAAAACCUGAGAGAAACAACACAGACCUGGCAAACCUCUAAUCUGUUUAAAUGUACAACAAUAAAAAUCAUUCUCGCAUCAAGUAAUCAUAAAAAAUGUAAGACUUAUUAUAUAACUGAAACUGAACAUGCAAUGUAUGUCUAGAGUCUCAAAAUCAUAACCUUAAAAAAGAAACUACCAAUUUAUUCAAGUUUAGUUCAUAGAACUGAAUGGCUAUAAUUGAAAGGAAUGUUCAAUGAUUUUGGCACUUCAUUCUUGCAAGAUCAACGACACAAUGUAUCAUUACAUAGCAGGACACAAAGAAAUGUCUAAUUUAUUUAGUACUUAGGUUGUUAGAGGAACUCCAAUCUAAUUUGAAGGGGUUAAAUACCUUAUGGAUUGUCAAGGUGUUGUCUCACCCUACAUAACCAUUUCUCCAAGCUUAAGUAUCUUAUUGAAGUCCUUGCUUUCGGAAAUCACCACUGUGGCUACACUGUCCACCCUCAUGUCUGCAGCUAAAGGUUCCAAAAGGAAACAAAGCCCUCAUAUCUAAUCAAAGGAAAUUCACACACAAAAUAGCAAUUUGGAGAUAUGUAAAUCCUCCUACCUUCCCUGCAGCCUCUGCUUCUUUACACGGAUGUGGUUAAUAUCUACCUGCACGGCAGCAUAAGGGCUUUAAUUACUCAUGAAAUCAAAUCAGAAUAGGCAAGAACGAUGCUCGAAAUAAGUACAAUAUUAAAAUAAAUAGCAUCUACCUGAAGAUUUUCAAAGAUUAGUGGAAUGGACUGGAAUAGGCAAGUGGUGAUGGUGUUGGAGAAUCAAGUUUCUCGAAAGUAGUAUAUAGCAGCAAAAACAUGCUUAUACUACCGGUUCCCACCUGUAAAUGCAAAUGAUGGUGAACAUAAUUAGUUUCAUGUGGAAGAUGAAAGGUUAAGUGAUGAGAGGCGAAAUGAACAAAUCCAUGAAACUCAAUUAAUUCAGAAAAGGUUCUAGAAGUUUUAACUAAAGAGAUAUCCUGCAACUCCUCUUGAACCCCAUACCGAGCAGCAAGGAUUGAGAUUUUGUUUAACUGAAACAAACAAUAUAGCAACGUAAGCACACUAAGUCCUCAUAGAAUGUGAAUAUAAAUGAAUCAACGAGUUGGGUCAAGAAAAUCAAUAGAGAAGAAAGCACCUUUCAACCCAUCUAUCAAGAAAAGAAGAUUGACAUUCAAGCCAUUCUUGUGUCCCAUUCUCGUGGAACAGAUUUGAACAGGUCUCCUCCCUCUUUUUCGUGUCUCCCUGUCCGCCCCGCACUAAAGUUCGCCUAUCAACUGAGGCCACAAUUGAGAUCCAAACACGUCAGGCGAGGACACUAAACAGCCACCAAACCAUUGAAAACUCUAGUGGCCUAGAUAUGGAGAAAAGAGAGGAACAAAAUUCCAGGCAAGCAAAAUGGAAAUCGAUUGUAUAAGUGAAAACCAUACCGACCGUUGCUGAGAUGUAAAAGUCUGACAGCUUCGCCGUCGUCAGCAUUCUUGUCAUCGUUGUGACCUUCCGCGUCGGAGCUGCUGCUGAUGGACCUCGACCAGAGAGAGUGGAAAGAAUCGACAAAAAUCAACUAUUUUGUUUGGCUCCUCUCUGCGAGCGAUAUUUCGUCAAUCACCUACAGAAAAAUCAAUGAUCCUUGCAUCUGGUCCUCCCUGGGAGGUUUCUCACUAUCGCUGCCACUGAUUUUUUCCCAACGGCAUGAGUCAAAGAGAGAGGAAGAACCGAAAAGAUUGGAAUAUGGAUGAGAGUGGGAAAGCAAGGAGACGGGAAAAAGGACAGAUGCGAUGGAGAGAUUAUUUUGCGGAAGAAAAGCAGCAGCGGGCCAAAGGGGUUGUAAAUGUAACGCACAAAAGGGGCAAAAACUUCUUUCAAAAGCAUGAAAACCAGAGAGGACAACUCUUCACCCAAUGCACAGUGGAGUUGUGCUGAAUCAGUACAAUCAAUGGCUGGUGCCGUGUCCAAGCAGCUGUGACGAAUGUGAAGGUGGUGUGUCCAAAGAGCUCUCUGCAAAAGCAGCAAGGGCGGUGACGUGCAAGACCAUAUUCAGAGAGGAGGCAAUUGGAAGAAGGACAGUGAAGUUGACAAAAGAUCAGGGGGAAGGUAUGGUCGCCUAGUGCAACAGCCGAUAACUUCUGGUGGGUCGGAGCGGUCACAAAAUGUCAGGUUUGAAAGAAGAUCUCCAGGAAAAGGUUUUAGGUUUCAACUCACUAAAGGCCAAGAAUUGAAACAGUAGCAAGAAACUUUUGCAAAAAGCGUACCCACUAAUUAUAUGUAAGAAGAAUAUAACCUCACCUUGUUAUUUAACAAGUCACAUUGUUAGUCUAUUGCAGCCGAGUUAUGCAACUCCAAUACCGUCUCAACUAAGGUCAAAUGAAAAUGUACCAAUUAAGGACACUUUGUAUGGCAAAGUGUAAGGAGACUGAAAUGUGGAAUGGAUACAAACACCUAUUGAUAUUAGAAACCAUGCAUUCAACAGUACCAUUUAAAUUAUUUUCUUGUUCUCUGGUUUUGGUCUCAACUUUAAAAUUCAUCGAUUAUAUCCUGGGUUUAUUGAUUGUCUAUCGCGGUUACAACCCAACCACUGUUAUCCUCAUUUAACAAACCAUUACAAGUUUCAGAAAUAGAUUUUCAAGCUUUGCUUCCUUCACAUAUGAAAUAGAUCCAAUCUGAUAACGAUAUAUAUGGACUCAUUCAACAGUGCGAGGCUUGUGCAUCAGAGGGACCCAAGAGCCGAACAAGUUAAACCAUAUGAAAGCAUAUCAUCAAAUAAUCAGAGAAUAAAAUAUGACGUUUUGGAAAAUUAAGAAACUUAUGCUGUAACUGCAUAAGAUUGUGAAAUGAAAAAAGAUAGGAUGAUAGCUAGCUAGAGACUGGAGGAGAGAUUAAAAUGUGCACCUUGACGAAGCAGUUGGUGAAUGAUGAACAUCCUUCCCUUUAGUACCAUUAUUAUUCGUAAACGAUCCAUCUUGAAAAAUGUGUGUUUGCAUUGGUAUAAAAGGUGCAAGCUAGCCGAGAAAGCAUUUCUGGUAUAGUUGGCAAAUAAGCCUUCGAAUGCAAUUAACUAAUGUAACCGGGAUAGGUUGUUCUUGUUGGUGACCUUCUUCUUCUUGGUCUCCUUGUUCUUCCAAGUACAACUGCCAGUGUUGAAUCAUUCUAAAUGAGAUGUCAAGAUCUUCCUCUUCUUCUUCCUUGUAGCAACCUUUGUCUUGAAUCACUGAAAAUUUGAUGUGUCAAUAUGUGGGAUAUGGGAAAUGUCGCGCCAGUAUUCAGCCCUUCUACUUUUGUAUCUUGUAGACAGAUGAUCACAACAAUACACUUGCAGAGAUUCCAACUCAGUAAGCUUCAUGAACCAAUCUGGUAAGCAACUGAGGUUGCCACAAGCAUUUAACUCCAAUGCCUUCAAAUAUUGAAAAAUGGUGAAUCAAUUGCGGUAGAUGCACCAACUCAGGAAGCCCUCUCAGAGUUAAGGAAUGGAGGCUUGGAAGUACGCGUUCAACAUAACCAUCCUCCAAUUUCAUUUCAGGACAACCAAAAAUCUCAAGCUCUGAAGGGAAGUCAAAUAUUGAAUGGCUGGAGAUAGGGUUGACAAGUUGGGACAACCCCGUACAGUCAGGUAUUCAAGUGAAGUGAGAUGUGGGAGUAACCCUUGUGGCAUAACCUUUAGGUCUUUUAUGUACUGAAGUGUGAAAGAUCUGAAUGGGGAAUGUGUAGCUAGGGAUGAAGGAGCAGAUGGAGGAAGAGAGGCAGCAAACUCACUCAACAGUUCACUGCUCACCUCCGAUAGUUCAACACGUUCAACAUACGCUGAAAAAUGAGGAAUUGGCACCAUCUUUAGACACCUAUUAAACUCCAUAUGGGAAAGAUGAGGAGGGAAUUGUGGCAACUCUGCAUUCGUGGUGGACCAGUCUAUAAGGUUGGGGCAACCCUUGAUCCAUAGACAUUUGAGGGAGGGGAGAAAUAGGGUCUCGCACCGUAUAUACUCCAAGUUGUUUAAAUCGUCCAAUAUUACUUCUUCAACAGAAACAAAAGGAUCAAAAAAGA